Molecule: messenger RNA, 1228 nt
Organism: Fomitopsis serialis
Lineage: Eukaryota; Fungi; Basidiomycota; Agaricomycetes; Polyporales; Fomitopsidaceae
Exons: 6
Coding region: 156-1118 (320 amino acids)
Source: RefSeq, a predicted model, not a curated record
GUCACAGUGUCACUGUCAGUCUGACAGUGUACAUACAUACUUGCAUCCUGGUCUUGUCGUCGAGCCCAAAUCUAGGCUAUUCCCCAAACAACGUUCGGGUUACGUUCUGUUCGCGUCUAUCCCUAGCAGAGUCGCGAGCCAGGGAUUGCCAGGCAAUGUCUGACAAGCAGGACGACUCCGACUCUGAUGCCCUGUCGAACGAAAUUGUCCGGGCGUUAGGAAAGGAACUGAAACGACUGAGGGCUACUCAUCGCGAUUCGGAAGCCAGGAUCCGUGACUUGGAAGCUCAGUACGGCGACCUCGACGCCAGAUACAGUGACCUUGUGGCUCGCAGCAGUAAUCUGGAUGCCAGACAUAACGCUGUUUUGGCGAGGAACACUGAUCUCGAGGGAAGAAACACCGAGCUGGAAGGAGAGAAUGCGCGAUUCCAGAAAGAACUCGGUGACACACGCAGAGCAUUAAUAGCUACGAAGGUAAAGGAAGAGGAUUCGGAACCAUGCAUUCUGGCAGCAGGAUCGCCUUACGAGCAGGCAAAGAGGGCCCUAGACGAGUCAAUGCGUCAGAGGAAGGAGGAAAGGCGGGAACAUGGUCACAUUGUGAAGAGCCUCCAGGAUAAAUUUGCAGAGUCAGAUCGGAGGUGUGCAGAGCUGGCCAGGGAACUAGUGCAGGCAAAACGAGAUCUGACUUUGGCUCGGCAGCAUGUCGCGGACACGGAUUCGGUUGCGCAAUCUUCGAGCGACGAUGAGGGAGCGCCGCCAGUGAAGGCUCGCCCCCCACGCUACAAGGCAAUCGUCGAAAAGCGUAUGAAUGAUGCAGAGAAAACGCUUUCUGACUCGGACGUCGAAGGGUCUGACGAGGGGUCCGACGAAGAGUCUGAUAGAGAAUCCGACGAAAGAUCCGACGCAGCACCGGAGGAGAGUGAUGAUGACGAAAGCUUCACCCAAUUACAAGACGUGGACGGUUUCAACCUAUCUCAUUUCCUUGGCAACGAAGCAGUCAAUGCGUUCGGAGUACGAGAAUCUCAAGUAAGAGUGGAACUCCCUGUUAAAUUUAAGAGACAAAGAGCGCUGAGAGCUCUCCGCAAGGUUGAUCUCCAUGUUCUUAGUACCUGCGCAUGAUACUUAUGCAUGCACGCAGGUGCUCCCUCAGCCAGGGAUCGUGGAUCAUAGCUUGAUAUGCUUCAGUCCCGAAAUCAUCUGCUCGAAUGAGACGACCAGAUGUCUUCUUA